Molecule: messenger RNA, 975 nt
Organism: Debaryomyces hansenii CBS767
Lineage: Eukaryota; Fungi; Ascomycota; Pichiomycetes; Serinales; Debaryomycetaceae
Product: phosphatidylinositol-binding protein
Exons: 2
Coding region: 1-975 (324 amino acids)
Biological process (GO): endoplasmic reticulum membrane organization
Cellular component (GO): plasma membrane; endoplasmic reticulum membrane
Molecular function (GO): FFAT motif binding
Source: RefSeq, a predicted model, not a curated record
AUGGAAGUUUCACCUAGUGCUUUAGAAUUUAAGGGUAGUUUUACCAAACCUACUUCGGAAUAUUUAUCAUUGACUAAUACUUCUGAUACGCCGUUAGCGUUUAAGGUCAAGACGACGGCUCCAAAGUUAUACUGUGUCAGACCAAAUGCCAGUAUUAUUGAGCCAGGUAAUAGCAUCAAGAUUUCGAUUAUUUUGCAGGGGUUUUCCCAGCCAUUGCCGGAAGAUUACAAGUGUAAGGAUAAGUUUUUGUUAGUUUCGUUGCCAUGUCCAGAUCUCGACGACGCUUCCAAAUUGAGCGACUACUGGCCUAACUUAGAGGCUCAGUACAAGCAACAGUUGGUCCAAAAGAAAUUGAGAGUGAAUUAUGUUAUUGGCGAAGACGUGGAAGACGACGCAGCUGGUGACCACGGUGUUGACUCGCAACGUGAAUUCCAACCCCAACAACAUGGCGACAGUGGAUUUGGAGCCGGUGCUGCUGGAUCUGAUGUAGGUGGAUCCGAUUUUGGUGCUGCUGGUGCUGCUGGUGCCGGUGCCCUCGGUGGUGGUGCUAUUGGUGCCGGUGCUGCUUACGCCGGCUCCCGUGGCGACAACUUCGGUGGUGAUGCCCCAGAAGAUGUUGCUGCUAACGUGAACAGAUCCGUAACCGACUCGUUUGCACCAAAUGCUUCCUCCAACGGCUACACCUCUGGUGCUAACUACAACGACUCUUCUGCGGCUGCUGGCAUCGCCGCCGCCUCUAGAGUCGAUAAAUCCCAACCCCCAUCCGAUGUCCAAAGAGACUUAGAAGACUCCAACGCUCAAAUCAACAACAUGUCCGAAAAAUUCGACUCCAACGAAAAGAGAGCCCAAGGUUCCUCCGGUUACACCUCCCAAGCCCAAUCCCAAGCCACCGAAGAACCUUCCAGCGGUAUUUCUUUGCCUUUGGCCGUGCUCUUGAUGUUGAUCGCUUUCCUUAUCGGUGUUUUGGUUUUCUAA